AUGAUCUCGGAGAAGGACUGGAAGACCCACGACGAGAUCGACCUCGAGUUCCUGGGCAACGCCACCGGCCAGCCCUACACCCUGCACACCAACAUCUUCGCCAACGGCGAGGGCGGCAGGGAGGUGCAGUACCGUCUCUGGUUCGAUCCCACCCAGGACUUCCACACCUACUCCAUCGUCUGGAACACAGACGAGAUCCUGAUCCUGGUGGACGGCGUGCCGAUCCGGCAGUUCAAGAACCAGUGGGACGCCGGCGUGCCUUUCCCGGUGUACCAGCCGAUGCGGCUGUUCGGGUGCUUGUGGAACGCCGACGACUGGGCGACCCAGGGUGGGCGCGUCAAGACGGACUGGUCGCAGGCGCCGUUCAUCGCCUACUUCCGGAACUACACCGCCUCCGGAUGCGCGCCCACCGCCGGCGGCUCGUGGGCGUGCGACCAGAACCCCUCCGGUUCCGGCUCCAGCUCCGGCUGGAUGGACCGGGCACGGGGAGGAGGGCGGCUGGACGACGACGUGAAGCAGCAGCAGCAGCUGAGGGAGGUGCAGGGCAAGUACAUGAUCUACAACUACUGCACCGACGAAAAGAGGUUCCCCAAUGGCUUCCCGAAGGAGUGUGGGCUGGCUUAG
Triticum turgidum subsp. durum (durum wheat) is the source of this 624-nucleotide messenger RNA. The record is from the annotation of a GenBank genome assembly. NCBI's taxonomy places the organism in Eukaryota, Viridiplantae, Streptophyta, Magnoliopsida, Poales, Poaceae.